AUGGCACUAUCUAUAGUUGGUGAAACCUUUGCCAACAAGUGGUUCCCUGGCCGCAAGCUCCCCGAGACAUUUGUCGACCUUACCGGACGUACAGUCGUUGUCACUGGAUCCAACGCAGGGCUUGGGUUCGAAUCUGUCAAGGCCUUCUACCGAAUGGGUCCAGCCAGACUCAUCCUUGCAGUUCGAAGCCUCGAUAAAGGAGAGGAAGCGAAAAAGAAGAUCGAAGCUAAUACCAAUACCACGGGCGGAAGUAGGCCACAGGUUGAUGUCUGGCACCUUGAUAUGGCAGACUUUGCCAAUGUCAAGAGGUUUGCGCAGAGGUGCUACGACGAAUUGGACAGAAUCGACAUCUUCCUCGCCAGUGCCGGAGUACAGAAUAGAGAGUGGAUUGUCACAAAGGAUGGCUGGGAGGUCGCAUUGCAGACGAACGUUAUUUCGACAUACCUUUUGACACUCCUCGUCACCGACAAACUCGCUCAAACUGCCAAACUGCCAGCUCCUAAACCUGGAGUCGUAUUGAAGCCCCAUCUAGUCGUCGUAGCAAGUGACGGUGAGGAAGCUCAUGCGUAA
Messenger RNA from Serendipita indica DSM 11827, 570 nucleotides. NCBI's taxonomy places the organism in Eukaryota, Fungi, Basidiomycota, Agaricomycetes, Sebacinales, Serendipitaceae. The record is from the annotation of a GenBank genome assembly.